CAUGUUCAGUUUCAUCCCCUUCCAUGCUAAAUUCCAUGUGCGGUCUGAUGAUUGCUGCAUAGUAUGCAUUUUUUUUUCUUGUUUAUUUAUUUCUCUCUGCGUCAAUCUUGCCGAUGUUCAUUAGAUUCUCCUCUCCAAGUCAAUGUCCGUGCUUCUCUCUCUCCUCUGCUCUUCGCUCUUCAGUUUGGCCAUUAGCCCAUGUUCCACUCUAUUGGAGGUUGGAGCACGCACGAGUUAAUCGCCUACUCUAUGACUGUACACGCCUCACGAAAGUGCAGGGAGAACUGUUCAUCCAUUCAUGUUCGGACCUCGGCUCAGUGGUGGCGGCAAAGCAACAGAGGCUCCCACAGCUGCAGUCACAGGCUCACUCACAGCUGCAGCGCCGAUUUUACACGCGGCUAAGCUAGCAAGGUUUGAGAUGGAGUUAUGCGACUGGGCGGCUCUAAACUAAUGCUUUCCUCCUCAUCACCAUAUGUGUCUGUCCCCUCCUUUCCCAUUUAUUUUUUACCUUUUCAUGGAGCCGAGCGAGGAGGAAGCGGCCAAGUUUUCAAAUCACGGCCGCAUGUGACCGUGACUGUUCGCAGAUAGCUCCAUGCGCAAGGGGUGUCCCGUUCUUGAGCUCGGAGCCAAGGAGGACAGGCAGGUCCACUUGUUGCCUAACCAGCAUCUGUAAAGCAAAGCCCCCUCUCCACCCCAUCACACACUCUGCCCGCUCGGCCUUUUGAUCCCCCCGCCCGUGCUCACCUACGCGGCGGCGGAGGAGAUUAUGUUAAGCUAAUGCCGCGGCCCCUUUCGUCGACUCCUGUCCCGGGUCUCGGCGUUGGCGUUGCUCCUCCCCUCCACUUCCUGUCGGCCUCUUGCGCUUUCCGGCCUCGGAUUCUUUGUCGCGUGCCCCCAUUGCAUCUCGCUGCUGCUUCUUCUUCUUCUUCUUCGCUUUGCAUCUGAGUUGAGCUGGAGCAUCGAUCCGCCUCGUCCUUCCGGACGCGGCUUCGGCUCGAAUCCACCGCCCUUUAGUUUGGUUUCCAAUCAGAGGCAGAGCUUCCAACCGGUUGUACUCGAUUUGGAUUUUGGAGCUGGAGUCUCCCCACAAAGCAAAAGCUUUCCUUUUUCUUCCUUCCCCUUUGCAUUUGACAUGAAGAGAGACGCUACAGUUUGCCUUCUGUUCUGAGCAUGUUGUCCUUGAACAAAAUGCAUUUUCUCAAGUUGUAUUCCAGCAGCAACAGCUCCAGGAAUGGCUCCUUGGAACACCCCACCCGGACGUCCUCCCAGGGCAGCAACAAGGCCGGGCGGACGGCGAGGAUGGCCGAGUCGCCCACCGGCCUCAGCCCCAAGGUCGACCGCCGCACGGCGGUGAGCGCCGAGAGAGAGAAAAGGAGGCCACCGACGACGAAGCUGUCGGAGCUGGAGUCCCAGCUGUCGCAGCUGCAAGACGAGCUCAAGAGGGCCAAGGAGCAGCUCCAUUCCUCCGAGCUCUCCAGGAAGCGGGCCCUGCAGGAGGCCGACGACGCCAAGGCGCAGGCCGCCGCGGCGUCCGCGCAGGCGCGCGACUCCGAGGCGCAGCUCGCCGAGCUCUCGUCGGCCGAGGAGGCCCGCCUCCUGGAGCUGCGUCGCCUGUCUCAGGAGCGCGACCGCUCGUGGCAGUCGGAGCUGGAGGCCAUGCAGAAGCAGCACGCCGCGGACUCGACCGCGCUGGCCGCGGCGAUGGGCGAGGUGCACCGCCUCCGCGUCCAGCUCGCCGCCGCGGCGCGCGCCGACCGCCGGCAGGACGUGGUGGAGGCGCUGGCCACCAUCGACGAGCUCAGGGUGAAGCUCAAGGCGAGCGAGGAGGCCGAGGCGCAGGCGCGCGCCAUGCACGAGGAGUGCAAGCAGCAGCUGGAGGCGAGCCGGGCCACCAUCGACUCGCUGCUCACCGACGGGUCCAAGCUGAUGGACUCGUUCAGCCUCGUGGUGAAGGAGCUCGAGGAGUCGCGUGCCAAGGUCAAGACUCUCGAGGACGAGAUCGCGGAGACGUCGUCGAAGGCCGCAAGCGACCGUUGCAACUGCUCGGGCUCGGAGUCGGAGGCCGCUGAGCUGAGGGCGGAGCUGGAGGCCGCGGAGGCUAGGUACCAGGAAGAGAAGAUCCUUAGCACCGUCGAGACGCAGUGCGCGUACGAGCUCAUGGACCAGAUAAAGACGGAGUCCGACCUGCGGCACGGCAAGCUCGCGGCGGCGCUCGAGGGCGCAAAGUCCGAGGUCAUCUUCCUCAAGGCGAGUCUGUUCGACAAGGAAUCCGAGCUACGGAGCGCGCUGGACGCGAACAAGAAGCUACAAGAGGAGACGAGAAGAGACAGCUCGGCCGACGCGCUGAAGAAGCAGCUGCAGGGCGCGCUGCACGAGAAUGGGCAGCUGAAGCAGGAGCUGCGUCAGUACGAGUCCGAGAAGGGCUCCGCAACCGCGAGGACGGCGGAGGCCGAGGCGGCCGAGGCGGCGAAGAAGGGCGAGAUGGAAACCGAGCUGCGUCGCCUCCGGGUGCAGGCCGAGCAGUGGCGGAAGGCCGCGGAGACAGCCAUGGCGCUGCUGACGGUUGGCAAGGGCGGGAACGGCAAGGUCGUGGAGCGGAGCGAGUCGUGGGAGGGCGGCAAGUACGCGGGCCUCUGCGAGGAAUUGGACGACGACGCGGCCGCCAGGAAGAACGGCAACGUGCUCAGGAGGAUCAGCGGCAUGUGGAAGAAAUGAGGGUGAUCGGACAGCGGAGCGGUGGCCGGCGGCCGCGGCCGCGGCGAGGGUUGUACUACUCUGUAGGGAGCCCUGGGUCUCUCUGGUGUAAUUGUUUUGCCGGUUCUUGUGGUGUAAAAAUGAAACAUAGUAGAGUGAUGUACUGGUUGGGGGUAAACGUGCUCAUAGCUGUAUUAUACAACGUGGUAUAUGGAGGACGAACAAUUCGUCCGGGUGUGACAGGGUUGUGGUAGGUCUCCUAUGGUUGCAUCCGACAGUGUCUAGUCAUGAAGAAUUCGAAUUUGAUACUUCUUGUUUUCUUUUUUUUAAAAAAAAGGGAAGUUCGGUUGAUUCCUAACCA
This is a messenger RNA of Sorghum bicolor (sorghum), 3055 nucleotides long. RefSeq names its product interactor of constitutive active ROPs 2, chloroplastic. The record is from RefSeq and is a predicted model, not a curated record. The transcript is spliced from 3 exons. Bases 1171 to 2715 code for a protein of 514 amino acids. NCBI's taxonomy places the organism in Eukaryota, Viridiplantae, Streptophyta, Magnoliopsida, Poales, Poaceae.